AUGGAUUACCAGAAUCGAGCAGGGUCCAAGUUCGGUGGCGGCGGUGUCGCAUCCCACUCGGCGACCAAUGCAGACCGACGCGAACGACUGCGCAAGCUCGCGCUGGAGACGAUCGAUCUCGACAAGGACCCGUACUUCUUCAAGAACCAUGUGGGCAGCUUCGAAUGCCGGCUGUGUCUGACCGUACACCAGAAUGAUGGCUCGUAUCUCGCACAUACACAGGGCCGCAAGCACCAGACGAAUCUGGCGCGGCGAGCUGCACGAGAGCAGAAGGAAGGCAAGAACCAGGACUCAUCGAUGGUGCCUGGAGCGAUGGGCGUGCAAGUCAAGAAGCAGAUGAUUAAGAUCGGGCGGCCAGGGUACAAGAUCACCAAGAUCCGCGAUCCGCUGACGCGCCAGCUCGGUCUACUCUUCCAGCUGCAGUAUCAGGAGAUCACGCCUGGCGUGACACCGCGGGUGCGGUUCAUGUCUGCGUUUGAGCAGAAGGUCGAGGAGCCCCCGGACAAGAACUUCCAGUACCUGGUUGUCGCUGCCGAGCCGUACCAGUCCUGCGGGUUCAAGCUACAGGCGAGAGAAAUCGAUCGCCGCGAAGGACGCUAUUGGACCUGGUUCGACGAGGAUAGCAAGGAGUUUUGGGUUCAGAUCAUGUUCAAGACCGAGCGGGAGGAAAGAUAUAGUGGCGUUCCGGGUCUCGCACCGAUGCGGACCUAA
Molecule: messenger RNA, 711 nt
Organism: Penicilliopsis zonata CBS 506.65
Lineage: Eukaryota; Fungi; Ascomycota; Eurotiomycetes; Eurotiales; Aspergillaceae
Exons: 2
Coding region: 1-711 (236 amino acids)
Biological process (GO): spliceosomal complex assembly
Cellular component (GO): U2 snRNP; catalytic step 2 spliceosome; nucleus
Molecular function (GO): zinc ion binding; nucleic acid binding
Source: RefSeq, a predicted model, not a curated record